UUAUGACCGCGAAUAAUUGCAGCCGCGAAUAUAUCCCGACCUACGGUAAUUUUUAGCUCCAGCUGGCCUAACAAGCACAGAUGAUAUGGAUACUUUUGAAGAAAAAUUAAAGGAUGAGGUGAUUAACUUGAUAACUGAAGAGGACACGUCCAGUGAUUCCUUCUUGGGUACCAUAAAGACUCAAGCUAAUUUUGAGGAUCACUUUGGAGACAUUCACGACUGGAAAGGAGACAGUAAUAUCCACCAUUUCUUAUGCAGGCAACUCUACCUUCACUACACAGCAGCAGAACAGGAUAUAUUGUCCAGUGUGUGGCAUCGUUAUGUUGAUGGUUUAAAGAAAGGUCCUAAUCAGUAUAGAGAGGUACCGACCGAUAGAACAAAGAAGAGAGAGUUUCAUAAUUAUUUGAGGAAAGGGAUCCCCCUGGAGUUUAGAUCACAAAUUUGGAGCAGUAUUAUAAAUCAUCACAUUGGAAAAUUUCGAGAUAUUAAGAACAAUGCGAGUAAGGACGGUAGCUAUUACCA
Amphimedon queenslandica is the source of this 522-nucleotide messenger RNA. RefSeq lists its product as uncharacterized. Lineage: Eukaryota; Metazoa; Porifera; Demospongiae; Haplosclerida; Niphatidae. The annotation marks the transcript as partial. The record is from RefSeq and is a predicted model, not a curated record. The transcript has 4 exons.